Molecule: messenger RNA, 2341 nt
Organism: Capsicum annuum
Lineage: Eukaryota; Viridiplantae; Streptophyta; Magnoliopsida; Solanales; Solanaceae
Product: phosphatidylinositol/phosphatidylcholine transfer protein SFH12
Exons: 14
Coding region: 230-1972 (580 amino acids)
Source: RefSeq, a predicted model, not a curated record
GUUAAUCUGAUUAGAAAAGUAGAAAGAAAAAUUAUCGGUUGUCCAUUAGGUAAGUUAUUGGGACAGCAACACUUUCGGAGACACAUAUAAUUCGGUUAUAUAAGACAACUCCCUCCCUUUUUUCUCAAUUGUCCCUGCCACUUAUGUCACUGGUGUAGGGAUUCAGCAAGAAAUUAAGCCCCUCUAAUUUUAUCAGCAAUAUAUCCAGAAGCUAACAGAUAAUUCAAUCAUGAGUGACUACAAGUCAGGACCUCUUGAAAGACCCGUCAGGCCAAGUCUAGAAAGGUUUGACAUUGACGCGGAAGAUGAGAGGAAGACAAGGCUUGGGUCUAUCAAGAAAGCGGCAAUUAAUGCCUCCACCAAGUUUAGAAAUUCUCUUACAAAAAGGGGUCGUAGAAACAGCAGAGUCAUGUCUGUCGUUGUUUUAGAAGAUGAGCAUGACGCUGAGGAAUUAAAGGCAGUUGAUGCCUUACGUCAAGCUCUCAUCCUUGAGGAAUUACUUCCAGCAAAACAUGACGAUUAUCAUUUGAUGCUAAGGUUCUUGAAGGCUAGAAAGUUUGACAUUGAGAAAACAAAGCAGAUGUGGUCUGACAUGCUCCAGUGGAGGAGGGAAUUUGGUGCAGACACCAUCACAGAGGACUUUGACUUCAAGGAAAGGGAGGAGGUUCUAAAGUACUAUCCACAAGGACAUCACGGAGUUGACAAGGAGGGCAGACCAGUUUACAUUGAAAGACUUGGUCAAGUUGAUUCGGUCAAGCUAUUGCAAGCCACAACAAUGGAGCGAUACUUAAAGUACCAUGUACAGGAGUUCGAGAGGACCAUUCAUGAGAAGAUGCCAGCCUGCUCACUUGCAGCCAAAAGACACAUCGACACAAGCACAACUAUCCUGGAUGUCCAAGGAGUGGGACUUAAAAACUUCAACAAGUCGGCAAGGGAUCUCAUUCAACGCCUCCAGGCUAUUGAUGGCAACAAUUACCCCGAGAGCUUGUGUCGGAUGUACAUCAUCAAUGCUGGUUCUGGAUUCAGGCUCUUGUGGAACUCCGUCAAGUCAUUCCUUGACCCAAAGACCACUCAAAAGAUCCAUGUUCUAGGCAAUAAAUACCAAAGCAAGUUGCUUGAAAUAAUUGAUGCCAGCGAAUUACCGGAGUUCUUAGGUGGAACAUGUACUUGUGCUGACAAAGGAGGAUGCAUGCUUUCUGAUAAAGGUCCAUGGAAUGAUCCAGAAAUAAUGAGGAUGGUUCGUGAUGGUGAUCAUAAAUGUACGCACAAAUUUGUGAUCUCAAUGGAUGAGAAAACUAUCCCAGAGGAUGACUACGCCAACGCCAAGAACGUAAACAAGAGCACUUCUUUCAAAAAGGAAACCAACUCUUCCAAGGUUCAGAGAGAUAAUGUGGCACAUGGCCAGCUUUCCCCUGUCCGCGAGGAAUUUGAUAUCCCUACUGUGGACAAGGCUGUUGAUGCAACGUGGUCUAAAGAUGUAGUAAAAGCGGGCAACUUUGCCAAAUCUAAAGAUGUCUUCCCUGUCCACGAUGUUUGUAAGACAUCAGAAGGAUUUGGAAACCCCAUAUUCAGUGGAGUGAUGACUUUAGUCAUGGGCAUUGUGACAUUGGUGCGGCUGACUAAAAACAUGCCAAGGAAGCUUACAGAUGCUACCCUCUUGGCUGGUUCUUUGUAUAGUGCUGACAUGAUCAAAGAACAGACUCAUGGACAUGUCAUCUCGACAAAAGAUUACAUUAGCAUGAUGAAACGCAUGGAAGAACUCGAGGAUAAGGUCAUCACUCUUAACCAAAAACCUGCUUCUAUGCCUCCUGAGAAAGAGGACAUGCUUAACGCUGCCAUUAACCGGGUUGGCACUUUGGAGCAAGAACUUUUGGCUACCAAGAAGGCUCUUGAUGAAGCUCUUGUUCGUCAACAAGAGCUACUAUCUGCCCUUGAGAAGAAAAAGAAGAAGAAGAAGUUCUUAGUUUUCUAAGAGCAAAAGCAUCAAAAGAGUUUGAAACAAAUUGGAAAAGUUAUAGGCUUGUUUGAAUUUCUUUAGAUAGAUGUAGAGAUGGUGAUAUUUCUACCCAAGAAAGGCUGUCUGAGUGAGAUCUCUCACACAUUUGUAAAAUGAACUCUGUAACCUUGAACUUUUUUCUUACAUUAUUUGCUGUGCUGUGUUCACCAGCACUGCUGCUGCAGUAGCUUUGUCUAUCCUCUUCGGCGAGAUUUACUGUUCACCCUCUCCUUCAGAGCUCUAAUUGUAAAUGCCAUAUGUUAUGGCACAUUUUAUAUAUACAUCUGCUUGUAUUUUCUGUAAAUAAAAAUGAAAGCAGUUUGCUGUUUGCUUUUGUUCUGAUUA